CUCCCGCCACCCUCCAGGUUUGGCCUCGCUGGAGGUGCGGCGGGUGGAGGGCGAGAGCGGGUGGCUCAAUGCGUCCUAUGCGCCCGUGCUGCGGCAGAUGCAGGAGGCCGGCGCCAAGAGCUUCUACUUCUCUGCUGCUGCUGCCGUGGAGGGCCGGGAACCCAUCAAGUUCCACAACCCCAAGUACAUGGCGCUGCUCAACCACCUGCGGUUCUACCUCCCCCAGCUCUUCCCUUCCCUGCACCGCAUGCUCUUCCUCGACGACGAUGUCAUUGUGCAGAAGGACCUCUCCGCCCUCUUCUCUCUGGACAUGAACGGGGCCGUGAACGGUGCAGUGGAGACGUGCAAGGGGUCGUUCCACCGCUUCCACCGCUACCUCAACUUCACCGACACGCGGCUGAGAGGGCGCUUCGACCCCGAGGGAUGCACGCCCAACAACUCUCGCCUUGUCGACACCUCGCUGCAGCACCUCUGUGUGUUCAGCGACAACCUUCUGGCCGUGUCCGCUGCUGUCAACUCCACCGUGCUCUCUUCCAGUGACCCCUCACGGCUGGUUUUCCACGUCAUCACCGACGCCACCUCCUUCCCCGCCUUCGUGGUGUGGUUCUCCCGCCACCCUCCAGGUUUGGCCUCGCUGGAGGUGCGGCGGGUGGAGGGCGAGAGCGGGUGGCUCAAUGCGUCCUAUGCGCCCGUGCUGCGGCAGAUGCAGGAGGCCGGCGCCAAGAGCUUCUACUUCUCUGCUGCUGCUGCCGUGGAGGGCCGGGAACCCAUCAAGUUCCACAACCCCAAGUACAUGGCGCUGCUCAACCACCUGCGGUUCUACCUCCCCCAGCUCUUCCCUUCCCUGCACCGCAUCCUCUUCCUCGACGACGAUGUCAUUGUGCAGAAGGACCUCUCCGCCCUCUUCUCUCUGGACAUGAAUGGGGCCGUGAACGGUGCAGUGGAGACGUGCAAGGGGUCGUUCCACCGCUUCCACCGCUACCUCAACUUCACCGACACGCGGCUGAGAGGGCGCUUCGACCCCGAGGGGUGUGCGUGGGCGUAUGGCAUGAACCUGUUUGACCUGGAUGGCUGGAGAGGGGCCAAUGUGACGGGCACAUACCACUACUGGCAAGAGCAGAAUGUUGAUAAUUCAUUAUGGAAGCUGGGGACAUUACCGCCGGGCUUACUGGCAUUCAAUGGGCUUACACAUGCCAUCGAUCCGUCAUGGCACGUCCUGGGGCUCGGUUACAACCCACAUCUGGACAUGAAUGCCAUCUCUAAGGCCGCGGCCAUACACUGGAAUGGUAACCAGAAGCCAUGGCUGAAGAUUGCUUUACCGAAUUAUCGUAGCCUUUGGACGAAGUAUGUAAGCUUUGACGAUCCGUGGCUUUCAGAAUGUGGUGUAACAUGAUAUAACACCUCUAACCAAUUUG
Closterium sp. NIES-67 is the source of this 1415-nucleotide messenger RNA. NCBI's taxonomy places the organism in Eukaryota, Viridiplantae, Streptophyta, Zygnematophyceae, Desmidiales, Closteriaceae. The record is from the annotation of a GenBank genome assembly.